AUGAUUUCUGAUAGCUUCACAAGUCUUAACGCCUUCUUUAACCAAGAGGCUUUUAGUCAGUCAAACAUGAAUUCUGAACUCCUUCAGUUGGAUAAGAAGUCAUGCUGCCCAAAGAAGAGGGUUAUUAAAAAGAUCAGCUUAGAUCAAGUGAAUAUUCUGGAGAAUAUGUUCCAGGAGGAUCCUACCUGGUCAAAGAAAACAAUCAAAAAAGCAUGAGAUAUUCUUGGUCUCCCAAAACGAAAAGUGUACAAGUGGGGAUAUGAUCGUAAAUCUAAAAAGGUUUCAUUUACAACACUCAGCUCUAUUUUCCAUAAAGAUAUCCAGUUAAACACCAAAGACUGAGACCUAAACUUGAGCUUAGAGAGUUGCCUAGCUCCUAUUGAUUACAACAGCAUUGUAGAGGAUCUUGUAAAUUCAGAGUAUACAAAGGAGUUAAAAGAGCAGAAUCUGUCACACAAAAACCAAAUUGACUCAACAUACUUUUCUACAGAGUUUGGAAUCAGCCCAAAGAGAGCUCCUAGUGAUAGCCCUACUGGGUUAUUUUCCUUCUUUCAAGAUGAACAAUACAAUUUGGCAGAAGAGUUCCCUUUGUUCAACUUCUAAUCCUAUUUAUGAAUACUAAAUAUUAACA
Molecule: messenger RNA, 631 nt
Organism: Moneuplotes crassus
Lineage: Eukaryota; Ciliophora; Spirotrichea; Euplotida; Euplotidae
Source: the annotation of a GenBank genome assembly